AUGGUCAAAGCUACUUCCUUCACCUUGCUGGCUGCUGCUACCCUAGCAAUUGCUGAUCCAACCGUCUAUCUAAUCCGCCACGGCGAGAAGCCUGAUGAUGGAAAUGGCUUGAGCGCGCAGGGUGAGCAGCGCGCUCAGUGUCUUUCCAAUGUCUUUGGCUCCAGCUCCGGCUACGACAUUGGCCACAUCAUGGCCCAGACUCCCCAGAGUGAUGGCAGCCGCCAGCGUCCUUUGGAUACUGUGCAGCCCCUUGCCGAAUCCCUUGGCCUCACUGUCGACACUUCUUGUGACCGUGACGACCCUGGAUGCGUUAAAGACGUGGUCACUGGAUACACCGGUUCCGGCAACAUUCUCAUCUGCUGGGAGCAUGAUGCUCUCCAUGACAUCGCCAAGAAGCUGGGUGAUGAUAACGCGCCUCAUUACGACGGCGAUGACUUCGACAUUAUCUGGACUGAUCCCUCUCCUUACGACGACAUCACUUCCAAAGAUAGCGAGAACUGUCCUGGUCUUGAUGGCUAA
Messenger RNA from Penicillium chermesinum, 519 nucleotides. Its product is annotated as phosphoglycerate mutase family protein. The record is from RefSeq and is a predicted model, not a curated record. Bases 1 to 519 code for a protein of 172 amino acids. Lineage: Eukaryota; Fungi; Ascomycota; Eurotiomycetes; Eurotiales; Aspergillaceae. The transcript has 3 exons.